Molecule: messenger RNA, 2364 nt
Organism: Sapajus apella (tufted capuchin)
Lineage: Eukaryota; Metazoa; Chordata; Mammalia; Primates; Cebidae
Gene: NBL1
Product: NBL1, DAN family BMP antagonist
Exons: 4
Coding region: 515-1060 (181 amino acids)
Biological process (GO): animal organ morphogenesis
Molecular function (GO): BMP binding; receptor ligand activity
Source: RefSeq, a predicted model, not a curated record
GAGUGAGAUCUUUUCUCAAAAAACAAAAACAAAAAUCACAGCAACGUGAAGGUUAAGGCUAAGUUUUCAAACAUCAGAAUCCUGACAGCUGUUGCAACGGCUUUCCAGGAGACGUGGUGUGUGGCCAGCUCCUCGAGGGCUGUGUGGACAACUUUUUGUGCAUUUUCCUGUUGACCCACAGGGUCAAAGGGAGAAAGGUAGCAGUUGUUCAACACUUGACACGUGCUUGAACACUUCGUGACUGCAAUCCUUCGCCAUGCAGUGGCACCAUCUCCCCUUUUUAGAUGAAGAAACCAAGGCACCAACAUAAAAAGUAACUUGCUCAAGGCAACAUAGGAAGUUAUAAAACCAAUCAACACAUACGGAAUGUGCCUAUCUGCUAGGCUGAUUUAAUAUCUCAUUUGACCUUCCAGAUACCCAUCUGAUGUAGGUACCACUCCCAGCUCCAAUUGUGGGAUUCAGAGUGGAGAAAUAACUUGUUCAAAGUCGCACUUGGGCUCUGGAGGCCACGGGCAUGAUGCUUCGGGUCCUGGUGGGGGCUGUUCUCCCUGCCAUGCUGCUGGCUGCCCCACCGCCCAUCAACAAGCUGGCACUGUUCCCGGACAAGAGUGCCUGGUGCGAAGCCAAGAACAUCACCCAGAUCGUGGGACACAGUGGCUGUGAGGCCAAGUCCAUCCAGAACAGGGCGUGCCUAGGACAGUGCUUCAGCUACAGCGUCCCCAACACCUUCCCACAGUCCACAGAGUCCCUGGUUCACUGUGACUCCUGCAUGCCAGCCCAGUCCAUGUGGGAGAUUGUGACGCUGGAGUGCCCGGGCCACGAGGAGGUGCCCAGGGUGGACAAGCUGGUGGAGAAGAUCCUGCACUGUAGCUGCCAGGCCUGCGGCAAAGAGCCCAGUCACGAGGGGCUGAGUGUCUAUGUGCAGGGCGAGGACGGGCUAGGCUCCCAGCCCGUUGCCCACCCUCACCCCCAUCCCCACCCCCAUCCUGGCGGGCAGACCCCUGAGCCCGAGGACCCCCCUGGGGCUCCCCACACGGAGGAAGAGGGGGCUGAGGACUGAGGCCCCCCAACUCUUCCUCCCCUCUCAUCCCCCUGUGGAGUGUUGGGUCUCACCCUCCGGGGAGGAGUUGGGGGAGAGGCUGAAGCCCCCCUUUGGCACUGGAUGGACUUGGAUUCAGACUCGGACUUGGAAUGCUGCCCGGUUGCCAUGGAGAUCUGAAGGGGAGGGGUUGGAGGCAAGCUGCACAAUUUAAUAUAUUCAAGAGUGGGGGGGAGGAAGCAGAGGUCUUCAGGGCUCUUUUUUUGGGGGGUGUCUCUUCCUGUCUGGCUUCUAGAGAAGAACCUGUGGGAGGGGGAGGAAGUUGGCUGAGCCGCUGAGUUGGGGGAAGGCCAUCCAAGAUGGCAUGAACCAGGCUAAGGUGUGUUGGGGUGCAGAUGGUCCUGCUGAGGUUCAGGGCUUAGGGUGAGCAUCUUGCAAGCCUCAGCCUUGAGGAAGGGGCUGGGCUAGAAAGACCGCUGGCAGAAACAGGAGGCUCCAGCCCCACAGGCUUCCCCCAAGGCCCCUCGCCCCCUCCCCAUCCCCAGAGAAGCACUGCCCCAAUGGCAUUGAAGUGGCCUUUCCUCAGCGGAGGGGUUUGGGAGUCAGGCCUGGGCAGGACCCUGCUGACUUAACGGUGCUGGAGCUGGGCGCCGGGCUCUCUGGGCCUUUCUCUGGCUUCCUUGGCUUGCCUGGUGGGGGAGGGGGAGGAGAGGAUGGAGGAGAGGGAGGAGUCUUCCAAGGCCAGAGGGAGGGGGACGACCCCCCAGACAAUCCCUGAAGAUCAGCCUCCCCUUCCUCUCCCUGUUAGAAACAUUAGUGCACCCCCACUGUCCCCCAAGUUCUAGGCCCUCCAGAAAGUUGCUGGAGCGGGCCCCCCUCUCCGGGGGAUGCUCUUUCUAAAUAUUGGAUGGGUUUGGGAGUGAGGGGUUACCUCCCUUGCCCCAAGGUUCCAGAGGCCCUGGGUAGGAUGAGCUUGGGCUGAGCCUUGAGGAAGUCCAGGACGAGGCCGACGUCUGGCUUUCGUGGACGGCCAGGGCUCACUCGGGCUCUCUCGAGCUCCCCAGUUCUGCCCUCCUCCUCCCUCCCAGCUGCACUUUAACUCUAGAUGGGUGGGGACCUGGGGGGAGGGGCAGGGCAGGUGAAGAAAGCCCCUCUGUGCCCAGAACUGCCUGCGUCUGCUCUUCUGUGCCAGCCCACUGCCUCCUGCCUGGGGUGUCCCGGCCCUCCUGGCUGUUGCGACUCGGGCUUCUGGAGCGUCUCACCAUUGGACAGUCUCCCUGAUGGACCCUCAGUCUUCUCAUGAAUAAAUUCCUUCAACGCCUGUG